GAUAGAUAACAGCAUUCAUAUUAGGCCAAAAAUUGUUGUAAACAUUUCUAGAACGCUACAAAAUUAAUUGUUAUUUAAUUGUUAUCCUUCACAAGAUAUUAGACAAUAAGAAAUGACUGGCAAAGCACCUUUUAAGGAUUUCUGCGAUUGCCUUUACAAAUGCGCUGAAAGUAUAGAAGACGAUUUGAAAGAGAGCAUGACGGGAAUCGAGGAAAUAUUAAAAAAUGGAGAAACCAUCGAUAUACAGUUGCCCUUUCAAAAAGUAAAAAUUUACCAUUACAACGAAAUACUACAUUUGAUGAAAGACGUAAAAAUCAGCAUUAAAAAAAUUCUAUACCACGAUAAGUCGAUCAGAAGAUUAGAAAACACUAGGCAACUGUCUGAAGAAGAGAUUAAGAAUUAUGUUACAGUUAAAAGCAAAAGCACAGACGACCUAACGAUCGCAGAGCCAAUUUUGAGAAAGCCGAGGCGAAGAACUUUAUCGUCGACCUUGUACACUUUGAGCACUUGGGAGGCUUAUAUGAAAAGAAAAGAAGACGAAGUUCCAGAGGAGAUAAAAGAGACAAACGCCACCAUAUCGAAACGAAACAAACUUAACAAUAAGCAAAAGCAAAAAAGAAAAUUAGUGUCAACAACAUUUAACGAUAUUUUGGAUACUAACAUAGAUGACGAAUUCAAUUCUGAUUUUUGUAAAGAGAAUUUUCUAAAUGAAGAAGAGGAAGAAAAUAAUCAUGAUGACGAUGAAAAAAUUGUUGAAAACGAAUUUUGUGGUAAUGGUUCCAAUACUCAUGAAACUUGUGAUGAUAGUAAUUUAUUAUGCGAAAGUAUUACUAAACCCAGGAUUGUGGAUAUUAUAUACAAGAAGCAAGGCGAAAAAAAUCAAGUCGAAUAAUUAAAACACUCUAAAAACAGAACUUCCAAUAAAUCCAAUUUAUUUUAUCAAUACAGCUAUAUAGGCAUACUUGAAUAAAUAGAAAAGAAUUAACGUAAAUAAUUUGGACAAUUAAUAGAACGCUGCAUAACGACUGCACACUCUAAGUGCUUCUAUAUUCAUCUAAUUCAUCAAUAGUUGUUUUUAAUUAAAGGGACUCUUCACUGGAGUUUUGCUACCAACGAUAUUGCUUAUUUGACUGCACAAAGAUACGCAAUAAUAUUUCUAUUGUCAACAUUUUUAAUAAAAUCCAUAGAACUUUGUUUUUUGUAGUAUGUGAAUAAAUAAGUAUAAGCAGCUAUCUCGGUGAGAAUACCAUUGUUUCCUGCAUUCGAUUUUUUACAGCAAAAAAUUCCUAAAGCUGCAGUAUCUUUUAAUUUUAUCUUUUGUAUGUUUUGUCAAUUAGUAUUGAGGAAGUGUGCUUUGUAACAGAAUAUGUAUUACUUAACAAUUGCAAAAUGGUGCAUUUCAUUUUCUACGAGUUCCUAUAUUUGUUUACACAAUGUUCAGGGAUAUUACAAAGGAUCCACAAUGAUGUAGGUGGUUAAAGGGGCGGCGUUGACCUGCCCUUUAAACAACAACAUCACCAACACAAAUUGGAAUAGAGUGAUUUGUGCAACACUAGAUCCAGGAAUAUGUUUAGGCAAAUUGCUAUCUAAAUGCGAUAAUUUUAAAGUUAAAUUAAACAUCAUU
Messenger RNA from Phyllotreta striolata, 1624 nucleotides. The record is from the annotation of a GenBank genome assembly. Lineage: Eukaryota; Metazoa; Arthropoda; Insecta; Coleoptera; Chrysomelidae.